AUGGCGGCUGUGGAAGAGGGAGUAGACGGCGGUGUUGGAGCGCUUGAAUCUGGAUCAGUUUCCCCGAGACUCUGCACUCCGCCGCCGGACCACGCUCACCAGAACAACCCACUCCUGGGGCUCCCUAUCGUGGUCAUAGACACCAUUCUAAAUUGCCUCACUUAUGAUGAAACCAGCCUUCUCCGCCUGGUGUGUAAGCGGAUGGACGUGAUCUGCCAGCGAAUGCUAAACCAAGGGUUCCUGAGGGUGGAGCGGUACCACAACCUCUGCCAGAAACAGGUCAAAGCACAGCUGCCCAGGCGAGAAUCAGAGAGAAGAAACCACUCGCUUGCACGCCAUGCAGACAUACUGGCAGCUGUGGAAACACGCCUUUCCUUGCUCAACAUGACAUUCAUGAAAUAUGUUGACUCUAACCUGUGCUGCUUUAUCCCUGGAAAGGUGAUAGAUGAAAUUUACCGGGUGUUGCGCUACGUGAACUCCACGCGGGCACCCCAGAGAGCUCACGAAGUGCUGCAGGAGCUGCGGGAUAUCUCCUCCAUGGCCAUGGAGUACUUUGACGAGAAGAUUGUCCCCAUCCUCAAAAAGAAGCUCCCCGGGGCUGACAUGUCGGGCCGACUGAUUGGCUCCCCUCCAGUGCCGGGCCCCUCCUCCUCCUCCUCCUCCCUGACCACGAUGUCGCUCUUGGCCAAAAACACGCCGUCACGGUCAGAGAUGACGAAGCUGCAGCAGCAGGUGAAAGUGAAUGGGGCGGCAGUGACGGCAUUGCGGCGCGAGAUCUCGGAGCUGCGGGUCAAGCAGCUGGAGCAACAGAAGCAGCUGCAGGACCAGGAACAGAAGCUGCUGGAGCAGACCCACGUGAUCGGAGAGCAGAAUGCACGGCUGGCAGAGCUGGAGCGCAAACUGCGUGAACUGAUGGACAGUGCAGUGGGAGACAGCCCUGCCGGAACCAGCCUGGAGACACCCUGCAAGCGCAGCAGGAAGGCAGCAGACAGCCCCCGGCAAUCCAAACGCCUACGGAGCCAAAAAUAAAUGGGGGGAGAUUCCAUGGCAAGGCAGUAGCCAGCCUCCCCACCCACCCCCCCUCAGCCACAUACACACACCUCUUCCUCAACCACUCCAAAACUCUACGGUUUUGACCCACCCGGUGAUAGGGACAGCAAACCUACUGUAUCUAUUUUAAAGUAGCAAUAUGUCCUGACAAGGGCAAAGAAUAGGCAAGCCUGCACGUUAAAAGGAAAAGGGGCAAGUCCUGACUGAAAUUAAAUUACUGUCCAAAGAAAGUUCUCCUAUCCGGUGAAAGCCAGGUAAAGGUUUCUUUGGGGGUUUUUAAAAUGGUAGAGGUGGCCAACAGUAAUUCAGUUCUGGUGGUUUGGCAUUUAAUUGCAGGUAACUGUAGAAAGGUGGAAUGUUUAGGUUCUACUAAUGGAUUUUCUUGGUUGCCAGAAGAGUUAGCUGCAACACCAAUGUGUAACUUUUUUCUAAUUAUUAUUUUUUUUAAUUUUCUUGGAGGAGGGAGGGGGGUAGGUAGGUUGGUUGUUUUUUUUUUUUUUUUUUUUUUUUUAAAGGAGUUAAAGAAAUGCCAUUUGCUUUGGAAGAUCAGGGCAGUUAAAUGAAUGCUCAAGUCAGCAAUUUGAAUUUAAUUAAGCAAACUACUGAUGGACUCGCUUUUAAUUUGUUAGCUGACAAACUUUAAUUUCAACAGCAUCUGGCAAAAACUUUUUUUCUGGGUUUUUAUUUUUUGUUUUGUUUUUUUUGCAAGUUAAUCAAAUGCAUAUUCCCUUCAGGUUGUAAUGGAACAGUUAUAUAGAUGGAAAUUAGACUCUG
This is a messenger RNA of Polyodon spathula (Mississippi paddlefish), 1824 nucleotides long. RefSeq names its product F-box only protein 28-like. Lineage: Eukaryota; Metazoa; Chordata; Actinopteri; Acipenseriformes; Polyodontidae. Gene Ontology annotation, biological process: protein polyubiquitination. The record is from RefSeq and is a predicted model, not a curated record. Gene Ontology annotation, molecular function: protein binding. The coding region runs from base 1 to 1029 and encodes 342 amino acids. The transcript is spliced from 5 exons.